Messenger RNA from Nicotiana tabacum (common tobacco), 561 nucleotides. The record is from RefSeq and is a predicted model, not a curated record. Lineage: Eukaryota; Viridiplantae; Streptophyta; Magnoliopsida; Solanales; Solanaceae.
AUGAGGAGAAAGUUCAAUGCCGCCAUCAAUGAGGCGGUCAGCGAAGAGGUUGAUAAAUUACUCGCUAAUGGUUCCAUCCGAGAGUCAAAAUAUCCCCAAUGGGUCGCCAACGUGGUCAUGGUCAAAAAGAAGAACAGGAAAUGGCGGAUAUGUGUCGACUUCACCGACUUAAACAAAACAUGCCUAAAAGAUUCAUUUUCAUUACCACACAUCGACCAGCUCAUCGACGUAACGGCGGGACACGGACUACUGAGCUUCUUAGACGCCUACUCUGGUUACAACCAAAUUCUAGUGGCUGGAGAAGACCAAGAAAAGAGCACUUUCAUCACUCACCAAGGAACGUACUACUACAAUGUAAUGUCGUUCGGUCUCAAGAAUGCAGGGGCGACGUAUCAAAGGCUAGUCACCAAGAUGUUCAAAGAACAACUUUGUAGGACUAUGGAGGUCUACAUCGAUGACAUGCUAGUAAAGUCGAAAAAGAAGGAGGAUCACAUUGACCAUCUGAAGGAAGCUUUCGAGAUAUUCAAACAAUACGGGAUGAAGCUAAAUCCCGAAAAAUGA